AUGGCGAAUGGUUGUGCCUUUAUGUCCGGCAGAAAUGCCAGCGGGCAGGUCCAGAGCCGUCAGUGCAUUGAGGCCGUCAUCAAAUUCGCCUUCGAGGAGAGGCUCUUCCUCAUGGCUGACGAGGUGUACCAGGACAACAUGUAUGUGCGGAUCCUUCACUCCUUCCAGAUGCUGCUACUGAGUUUCUGGCCGCCCUACCAGGACUCUGUGGACCCCACCUCCUUCCACUCCAUCUCAACUUUCUCCGAUCUCCACGGCUUCCCCCCCACCCCGAGGUGGCACCACAGGGGGUGCCCUAUUGCUACGCGCGUAUUGCUGCGCGCCGCCCUCCGCUCGCCCUGCGCCCCCCUGCGCCUGCUCUGCCGCGACUUCCACGCCGAGGAGCUCUCCGUCUCCACCAUCGUCUCCCUGCUGGACUCCCUGGAGCCUGCUGCCGUCCGCAGAGUUGUUUUACGCUUCAACAACCCGGGGCUGGCGGGGCUGUGCGAAGUGCUGCCUCACCUCGGCCGCUUCCCCGCGCUGCGCAGCCUCAAGCUGCCCUACAGCAACGUGGACGUGCGCCGCACGGCCCCCGGCCCAGACGCCGGCAUCCGCUGCUUGGCCGCUCACCUCCGGGCCCUGCCUGCCCUCAAGGAACUCGAUUUGUACUCCUCCAGGCUUUCUGGGAGACUCAGGCAGCUCCUGGGCGAGCUGCAGACUCCCCUGGAGAGUCUGGCGCUGGCCUUCUGCUGCCUGCUCCCCUCCGACCUCAUCUUCCUGUCCUCGAGCCUCCACGCGCCCUCCCUGCUCCAGCUGGACCUGAGCGGCCACAACUUCACGUCCCCCAGACUCCUGCAACCCUUGCGGACGCUGCUGGAAGCCGCUUCGUGCUCGCUGCUGCAGCUGGAGCUGCUGGAGUGUCAGCUGGGGGACGCGGAGCUGGAGCUGCUGCUGCCGGCGCUGCGCCGCUGCCGCCGCCUGCGCUGCCUCGGUCUCCUCGGCACCCCCCUGAGCGCGGCGGCGCUGCGGCCUGGCCUGGCCCGGCCCUGCGCGGCCCUGCCCGACCUGCGCCUCGUGGGCUACUCGCAGCCGCCGCGGGGCUCCGGCCACCACACCCCCACGCAGGGGGAGGAGGGUUUCCCGGCGGAGCUGUGCCGGCUGCUGGCGAGCGCGGGUAGAGCAGACGCCGUGUGGGCGACCAGCCUCCAGCGCUACGGAGCCAUCGACUACUUCAGCUUGCAGCAUCCCCCCCCCAGGGAAGCUUCCCCUCGGGGCGCUGUGCCGGGCUCUGGGCUGUGCCACUCGGUUAUGCCGGACCCUCACUCCAGAGCCAGCGCCGAGCGCACCGGCCCCGCGCCCCCCGCCCGGCCCGGCGCCGGGUGGUACAAGCGCCCGUUCUCCGGCAGCAUCACCAGCGCCUCGGGCCGGAGCGGCACGGCCAGCCGCUCCCCGCCGCCGCACAACGACAGCACGGCGCGGCGGGAGCAGGAGGAGGCUGAGGAGGAGGCGGCCGGGGGCAGGAGGCGGGUGAAGACGAUGGGUCUGUGCUCGCAGCGCAGGAGGUUGCGCUCCGCGCCGCAGCGGGACACGAACGGGAAUUCGCGCUCGUAG
Molecule: messenger RNA, 1590 nt
Organism: Colius striatus (speckled mousebird)
Lineage: Eukaryota; Metazoa; Chordata; Aves; Coliiformes; Coliidae
Product: leucine-rich repeat-containing protein 14-like
Cellular component (GO): cytoplasm
Source: RefSeq, a predicted model, not a curated record